CUCUUGCCCGCUUAGCUGCCCGUCUCUUCUUCUUCUCUCUCUCUCUCUGCACAUCUCUCCACAGACAUCAAUUCCCUUUUUGACUAAAGUUACGCCACCUCCCCUCCCCUCCUUUCUUCCUUUCUUUUUUCUUUCCUACAAGUGAAUCUUACUACAACAACAAGAACUGGGAUUGCUCUCUCUCUCUCUCUCCCUCUCUCUCUAAUUCGCUUGGAUUUUGUAGGGUUUCUGUUCUUGUUUCCUGGUCUGAUCAAGUUCCGUCCUUUUUGUUGUUGUUGUUGUCGUCUUUCUCGAGUAUCACUGGUUUUUGGGGAGGGGGAGAGAUGGAUUUAGAUUCUAUCAAAGUUAUGGAGAAUUGGCAAUCGGAGAAAGCUAAUGAGAGCGACAAGAAGAAGAAGAGGAGGAGGAAGAAGAAGAACGCCAACAAUGUCAGGAACAGUCAAUGUGAUGAACCAAAUGGCUGUUGGGUCAAAUUUAGGUUUAUGGUUUGUUGCGUGCCUUCUACAUCAGACGUUGAUAGCUCUCUCUGUCUCUCUUCAACCACUGAGGGAAGUAAGUCCGCUACUGUGAAAUCAAAUGAUCAACCGGUUGGCCCUGUCUCUUCUACAACUACUACUAGCAAUGCAGAAAGCUCUUUGUCCACUCCAAUGAUCAGUGAAGAACUUAAGAUCUAUUCUCACCUUAAGAAGUUUACUUUCAUUGAUCUCAAGCUGGCAACUAGAAAUUUCAGACCCGAAAGUCUUCUCGGAGAAGGUGGGUUUGGUUGUGUCUUUAAAGGGUGGGUCGAGGAGAACGGAACUGCUCCUGUUAAGCCUGGCACUGGCCUCACUGUCGCUGUCAAAACCUUAAAUCCUGAUGGACUUCAGGGUCAUAAAGAGUGGCUUGCUGAGAUUAAUUAUCUCGGUAAUCUUCUCCAUCCCAAUCUUGUUAAACUGGUGGGUUACUGUAUCGAAGAUGAUCAAAGGCUGCUGGUUUAUGAGUUUAUGCCCCGAGGAAGUUUGGAGAAUCACCUUUUCAGAAGGUCGUUGCCUCUUCCAUGGUCAAUUCGAAUGAAGAUUGCAUUAGGUGCUGCAAAGGGUCUCAGUUUCCUUCACGAAGAAGCUCUAAAACCGGUCAUUUAUCGAGAUUUCAAAACCUCAAAUAUUUUAUUGGAUGCAGACUACAAUGCUAAAUUAUCAGAUUUUGGUCUUGCCAAAGAUGCUCCUGAUGAAGGCAAAACCCAUGUGUCUACUCGAGUCAUGGGCACCUAUGGUUACGCUGCUCCCGAGUAUGUAAUGACUGGCCACUUGACAUCAAAAAGCGAUGUUUACAGUUUUGGUGUGGUUCUUCUUGAAAUGCUGACUGGUAGAAGAUCUAUGGACAAAAACCGACCAAAUGGUGAACACAACCUGGUUGAAUGGGCGAGACCACAUCUGCUGGACAAAAGAAGAUUCUACCGGCUACUUGAUCCGAGGCUUGAGGGUCAUUUCUCCGUGAAAGGGGCCCAAAAAGUGACGCAGCUUGCAGCACAGUGCCUAAGCCGUGACUCCAAAAUAAGACCGAAAAUGAGUGAAGUGGUGGAAGUCCUGAAGCCUCUCCCACAUCUCAAGGACAUGGCUAGCACGUCUUACUACUUCCAGACUAUGCAAGCAGAACGUUUGAAAGCUGUGUCAGGGUCUGGGUCGGGUCGUGGAUUCGGGUCAAGAAACGGGCAACCAGUGUUUCGGACUCUGUCCAGUCCUCAUGGCCAAGCUGGUUCCUCACCUUAUCGUCAUCAGAUUCCGUCUCCUAAGCCUAAAGGUGCAACUACUUAGAUUAUAUAUUGCACUUGCACUCUCAAGCAAACGUCUUUAUUUUUAACAGAUGUAAAAAACCGAUCUAGAAGAUAUUCUUAACCGGAUGAUGAUUUUAAGGAAAGGCAAUUUUUAAAAGAUUUGUUCCGAAGACGAUCGAUCCCAAAGUUGUACGUACGUCUAUUUACCUUUUGUGGCGUUAUGUUUCUUCGUCUAUUGUAUAAAUUGUUUUUAUGUAUU
Messenger RNA from Capsella rubella, 2012 nucleotides. RefSeq names its product receptor-like serine/threonine-protein kinase At3g01300. Lineage: Eukaryota; Viridiplantae; Streptophyta; Magnoliopsida; Brassicales; Brassicaceae. Gene Ontology annotation, biological process: protein phosphorylation. Gene Ontology annotation, molecular function: protein kinase activity; ATP binding. The transcript is spliced from 6 exons. The record is from RefSeq and is a predicted model, not a curated record. Bases 324 to 1793 code for a protein of 489 amino acids.